Messenger RNA from Hippopotamus amphibius kiboko, 1799 nucleotides. RefSeq names its product ST6 N-acetylgalactosaminide alpha-2,6-sialyltransferase 5 (gene ST6GALNAC5). Gene Ontology annotation, biological process: oligosaccharide metabolic process; ganglioside biosynthetic process. The transcript is spliced from 5 exons. NCBI's taxonomy places the organism in Eukaryota, Metazoa, Chordata, Mammalia, Artiodactyla, Hippopotamidae. Gene Ontology annotation, molecular function: alpha-N-acetylgalactosaminide alpha-2,6-sialyltransferase activity. Bases 261 to 1271 code for a protein of 336 amino acids. The record is from RefSeq and is a predicted model, not a curated record.
AGGACCCAGCAGGCGGCGGCAGGCGGCAGUUGUGUAGAUCGCUGAGACUACGAGGGUCCGGUUCAGUUUUAAUUCUGUCUCUAAUCUCUGCAACAGCGGCGCUUCCUGGGUCCCGCGGCUCCCCUGCUCACUCAGCCGCGGCUAACCGCCGGGCGAAAAUCAGAGCCGCCUCCUCCCCAUCACCCACGAUGGAAACCCUCCAAGAAAAAGUGGCCCCGGACGCGUGUGCCUGAGAAUUCCGCACAAAAGAGGUGCCCAAAAUGAAGACCCUGGUGCGCCAUGGUCUGGCAGUGUGUUUAGCGCUCACCACCAUGUGCACCAGCUUGUUGCUCGUGUACAGCAGCCUCGGCGGCCAGAAGGAGCGGCCCCCGCAGCAGCAGCAGCAGCAGCAGCAGCAGCAGCAGCAGGCAGCGGCGACCGGCAGCGCGCAGCGGUCGGCGGAGAGCAGCCCCGCGCCGCGCCCCGAGGCCCCCGCGGGACCGCGGCCACUGGACGGAUACCUUGGCGUGGCGGACCACAAGCCCCUGAUAAUGCACUGCAGGGACUGUGCCCUGGUGACGAGCUCAGGACACCUGCUGCGCAGCCGGCAAGGCCCCCAGAUUGACCAGACCGAGUGCGUCAUCCGCAUGAACGACGCCCCCACGCGCGGCUACGGGCACGACGUGGGCAAUCGCACCAGCCUGAGGGUCAUCGCGCACUCCAGCAUCCAGCGGAUCUUGCGCAGCCGCCACGACCUGCUCAACGUCAGCCAGGGCACCGUGUUCAUCUUCUGGGGCCCCAGCAGCUACAUGCGGCGCGACGGCAAGGGCCGGGUCUACAACAACCUGCAGCUCCUGAGCCAGGUGCUGCCGCGGCUGAAGGCCUUCAUGAUCACGCGCCACAAGAUGCUGCAGUUCGAUGAGCUCUUCAAGCGCGAGACAGGCAAGGACAGGAAGAUCUCCAACACUUGGCUCAGCACGGGCUGGUUCACCAUGACGAUUGCCCUGGAGCUCUGUGACAGGAUCAAUGUUUACGGCAUGGUGCCCCCAGACUUCUGCAGGGAUCCCAAUCACCCUUCAGUACCUUAUCACUACUACGAACCUUUCGGACCUGAUGAAUGCACCAUGUACCUCUCCCAUGAGCGAGGACAGAAGGGUAGUCAUCACCGCUUUAUCACAGAGAAACGAGUCUUUAAGAACUGGGCACGGACAUUCAAUAUUCACUUUUUUCAACCAGACUGGAAACCAGAAUCGCUUGCUGUAAGUCAUCCUGAGAACAAACCUAUGUUCUGAGGAAAGUGUGUGGCCAGACAGAAAUCCCAAGAACCUGCUGUAUCAGACAUCAGGCCACUGAAUUCCCUGAAACACCAGACAUGAAGGAGGAACAGAACUGGUCGCCUGAGUAGCUUCGGUCCUCAAGAAGUACCGUGCACAGGGGCCUCUGUGGCAUGACUACAAGUCAGUGCAGUUGGCUUUUAAGAGAAAAUUCCAGAAUUAAUACAUCCUAAUGAGUGUUGUCCCUUUCAAAAGGAGUUAAUUUAGGAGCUCAACACUCAUUUCAAUGAUGCUGCCAUGGCUAAAAACAUUUUGGAUCUCUUUAAGUAUUGCCUUGGAAACUGAGACAUUAGCAACUCAACAUUAGUUGUAUUCCUUUGUAGAAAUACCAUGUCAAAAGUCAUUUUUCUACCGAAUUGUAUGCUAACCUGAACCUUUGUCAUUUGUUGGACUCUGUAUGUGUGAUUUGUAAAAAGCAGCCUGAAAGUAUGAACAUGAUUUCUGAAAAGUACAUCUUCACUGACUUUCAUAAGCAAAUGCCCAAUA